Molecule: messenger RNA, 1232 nt
Organism: Pocillopora meandrina
Lineage: Eukaryota; Metazoa; Cnidaria; Anthozoa; Scleractinia; Pocilloporidae
Source: the annotation of a GenBank genome assembly
AUGCACAAUAAAGCACCUGGUCCAAAAUUUGUUAUACAGGCAACCGACAGUGUGAUAGGUGCUCAUACAGAAAAACUUAAGGAGCAAAUAUUAAAACAGAUCCCAGUGGAUGACCCAAAAAGAACAAAGCAGUUACGUACUCACUUGUGUAUUACAAUUGGUGAAAGGACAGAAAUUGCUCUAAAUGUUCAUCUUGAUGAUGGCAUAACUAACGGCGCUGGUAAUGCUGUUAAAAAAGUAACUCUGUAUAAUCCUCCACAUCCACAUGGAGUUAUCUGGGUUCAAUUUGAUCAGCAGUGUAUUGGUAGAAAAACCCGUCAAGAAAACAUGCAACUAUAUACUCAAGGCAUUAAUAAGGCAUGGACACCAGUGAAACCCAUAACUACACAGUUUAAUGUUGGCAGAAAUAAAACUGCUUCUGUUGUGAGGAAACGAUUUCCAUUACGCCCAGCAGCAGCUAAAACUGUUCCUAGAUCUCAAGGUGACACUGAAAGAGAAAUUUUUGUAGAUUUGGAAAGCCCCAGAACAAUUCCUCAUAUCCAUUAUGUAGCCCUCAGUAGGGUUACGUCAAUAGAAGGACUCCAUAUACGCAAUUUAAGUGAAAACAAAAUAUCUGUGAGCAACCACGUAAAAGGUGAAAUGCAUAGAUUAAGACAUAAAGCACAACUUUCACCUUCUUUGAAAUUCAUCUACAAUAUUCCUAAUGACAUGAUCAAAAUUUCUUUUCUUAAUGCCCAAUCCUUACAUCGGCACUUCUUGGACUUCAAAAAUGAUUUCAAUUUACAAGCUUCUGAUUGUAACAUUAUCUGUGAAACUAGGUUUUCUCCGUGGGAUGAUCACAGGACGAAAUUGCAAGAAUCCGUAAACGGAAACGUGGCAGAAACAUGUUAAACCGUUCCGGAAACACGACGGAUAACCUGUGUUUCCGUUACCGGUUUCGUGACGUUUUCUCGCGUUUCCGUUGCUGCGUAUACAACGGAACCGGACCACUUUUACGUAAACAUAACGGAAACAUGGAGUUGCAUGUUUCCGCCACGUUUCCGUUUACGGAUUCUUGCAAUUUCGUCCUGAGGAUGAUGCUGUGUAUCAAAUCAAUAACUUGCUACUAUUUAGAAAUGAUGGUGUGGUCAAAGAGCAAGGGGUGAGACCCUACUAUGGCAUGGCAAUCUGUAGUAAGGAAAUAUUUGCCCUUGGUUAUCCUAAAAAGAAUAACCUUCAUGGAGUUGAAAUAA